AUGGCCGGAGGACGUCUUCAGGGCAAGAAUGCCAUUAUCACCGGGGCUGCAGGUGGAAUUGGCCUUGAGACAACUAUCCUUUUCGCACGCGAGGGCGCCUCCGUUCUCAUGGCAGAUAUCUCCGAGCCAGCCCUCAAAACCGCCCUCGAAAAGGUAAAGAAGGUCGUUCCAGAAGGCGCCAAAGUCGAGACGAUAAAAUGUGAUGUUUCCAAAGAAGCCGACGUCAAGGCUAUGAUUGACCAUUUGGACGCCUGGGGUGGUAUGGAUAUCAUCUUCAACAACGCCGGUAUCAUGCACGCAGACGACGCAGACGCCCUUGACACCCCCGAGAAGAUCUGGGACUUGACUCAAAACAUCAAUGUCAAGGGUGUCUGGUUCGGAUGCAAGCAUGCCGUUGCCAGUCUUCGCAAGAACAAGAAGGCCAAGGGAAGCAUCAUCAACACUGCUAGUGUCGUUGCUCUUGUUGGCAGUGCUACCCCACAGCUUGCAUAUACCGCGAGCAAGGGAGCUGUGCUCGCCAUGACCAGAGAGUUGGCGAUUGUGCAUGCCCGCGAGGGAUUCCGAUUCAACUCUCUGUGCCCUGCCCCAUUGAACACCCCUCUUCUCCAGGACUGGCUUGGUGAUGAUGCUCCAAAGCGUCUCAGACGUGAGAUUCACUUCCCAACUGGCCGAUUCGGAGAGGCCGUUGAGCAGGCUCAGGCCGUUUUGUUCUUGGCCAGUGACGAGAGCAGCUUUGUUAACGGCACUGAUUUCGUCGUCGAUGGUGGCAUGACCAAGGCAUAUGUUACCCCCGAGGGUCCAGCAACCGAGGCUCCCAAGAGCCUUGCUGCAUGA
Trichophyton rubrum CBS 118892 is the source of this 834-nucleotide messenger RNA. RefSeq lists its product as uncharacterized. The transcript is spliced from 4 exons. Lineage: Eukaryota; Fungi; Ascomycota; Eurotiomycetes; Onygenales; Arthrodermataceae. Gene Ontology annotation, molecular function: oxidoreductase activity. The record is from RefSeq and is a predicted model, not a curated record. The coding region runs from base 1 to 834 and encodes 277 amino acids.